AAACAGACAAAAAAAUCUGAGCCUAUAUAAGAAAACAAGAAGUACUGUCAGAAAGGAGUUUGGAGUUGUCUGUGAAGAUGAAGACAAAAAAUGAUGGCGUGUGUCCGAUUUGUGACAAAGUAUUGAAGGGUGUGGCCAAGCACCUCAAAACGUGGCACAAAGUUGAGAAUGUGGCAGAGAGGGCCAUCCUCAACCAGAUUGCCACAGGCAGGGUAAACCUGGGCUCAGGACCCUGCCCUGUGCCAGGCUGCCAGAGCAAGUUUUGUCCCCGGCUGGAGAGGCAUAUUAGGAGCCACCGUCACGAGAUGACAGCUGCAGGCCUCCAGAGGAUUCUGGAGGCUGCGAAGAGAACUGCAGCUCUCCAGCGUUUGAGGGACCUCAGGGCCACCAAGCCGAACCCGCCCCUGAAGUCCAUCCUGGACUUGGAGGAGGAGGAGAGUGAGGAGGAGGAGAGGGAGCAGGAGGAGAGGGAGAAGCAGGUCAAAGGAGGUGCAGGGCAAACUCCUCUCUGCCAGCUGCCUGCCUGCCAGAGCCUCAGGAGGAGAGUGCAGGAGCUGGAGAAGGAGGUAGAGGAGCUCCGGGCCUCCAAUGCAGCCCUCCGUGCGGCAGCAGCAGGUGAGGGCCCCAGCGGCCUCCAGAGACCAGUGGCCCCUCCAACAAGGCUGCAGGAGGACGAAGAGGCAACGAAGAGGGGCCUGGCUGAGAUUGUCUCCAAUCUCAGUGACGGCGACACCUCCGAGGACGAGGAGGACAGCAGCAAGGAAGUGAGUUAG
Molecule: messenger RNA, 773 nt
Organism: Centropristis striata (black sea bass)
Lineage: Eukaryota; Metazoa; Chordata; Actinopteri; Perciformes; Serranidae
Exons: 4
Coding region: 78-773 (231 amino acids)
Source: RefSeq, a predicted model, not a curated record